UGAAGUUGCCAAUAAUGCACAGGACUUAAGCCUCAGAUGUAGUAACACAAGCCCCUGGGCCUUUUCAACUGUUACUGAAUAUUCUAAGAAAAUUAACAGCUGAGCAUAUUGAAGACUUCACUGAAUGCCAAAGCUCACAAACUAGAGAGGGGAGCAGAGCUUUUCCUUUGUAGCUUUGGCUACUGAGCAGUUACCACAAGCAGGACAAGGCCUGUGUUAAACAUCAGGCUUAACUGAAAGGAAAAUAAUCCCUUUUAUGGAAACACUAGAUUGAGCCCAUUUCUGCUUUUCUCUAUGGCUAUUCCAUUCUCUAGGACAAGAAACAGAGUAACAGCCUGCUGCACAUGGGUCGCUGAUCCUUUCCCAGUUUUUAACUUCUGCACCAGUUGCCAGCCAAAAAUAAACACCAUUCCACAACCAUAUAUGUGCAACAGCCUGGUGAGGACAGAGGCGGGUCAGGCCCCUGUAGUACUGCUUUUAGCCCACACUGCCAGAUACACGGUCCUCUUUUGCUGAGCGCACCGGUUUCUAAGUGCUAUGCAUAUAACCCAGCUGAACAGAGAGUGCCUUUUGCAUCUAUUUUCAUUCCUGGACAAAAGCAGUAGAAAAAGUUUAGGACAGACAUGUCAAAGACUGCUUGAGGUGUUCCAGGAUCCUUCCCUGUGGUCCCUGCUGAGUUUUCAUUCUCCUGUGGAACUGAAGAAGGAUAAUUUUCUCUUGGGAGCAGCUUUAAAGUACUUGUCCAUCUGCUGGCAUUCGAGCAGAGUCAAAGUGUGUAACAUUGAGGACUGGAUGAAAAGCUCAUUCCAGAAAGACAUUUGUAGCAAGCAUGAAAACACCGUCAAUGAGUUUUUAUUACAAGUCUGCAACAGGUGCCCCAACCUGCUGUCCCUGACCCUGUCUGGAUGUGGCCAUGUCACAGACUAUUACUUCAUGCUGCUGCUCAAGUGCUGCCCAAAUCUCAAGAUACUGAAACUGGAAAACUGUGUGCGUAUCACUGAUCAGACUCUGGAAGCAGUGACCCUCUACGGUGGCUCUUUACACACGCUCCACGUGGACUUUUGCCGGAAUAUCACCCAAGCUGGUUUAGAGAAAGUCAGAAAGAAACAUCCUUCAAUCAUGCUGAAAGCAGAAAAGAGUGCCAGCAUGAUUCCAGAUUGCAAACCAGAAGAAAAGCUGGUGCUAGAAAGGAUGAGAAGAAAACUUGUACAGCAGUAGCUGGGAAAAUGGCAGAGAUUCACCAUGUGUAUAAUGAGCAACAUUUUCAGUUCCCGCUCAAUGUAAGUGCUGCAAUUAAGACCGUUUUGAUUUAGCCUCUUUUAAAAGAGCAUUUUGUAACAAACCCAACACAUCGGUGUUUACUUUGACCACAAAGCUCUCAAUGCAUAUUUUACACUGCUUCACAGGCCUAGAAAAUGCCGUCUGUUGGCACAAUAGUCAGUGAAGGCCUGAGCAGAGACAACUGCCAUCAGGCUAUGUGCUUCUUCACUUUUAUGCUACUGAUUUUCAUCCCAA
Molecule: messenger RNA, 1515 nt
Organism: Gavialis gangeticus (Gharial)
Lineage: Eukaryota; Metazoa; Chordata; Crocodylia; Gavialidae
Gene: FBXL22
Product: F-box and leucine rich repeat protein 22
Exons: 2
Coding region: 538-1218 (226 amino acids)
Molecular function (GO): protein binding
Source: RefSeq, a predicted model, not a curated record